UGUUCUAUAAUUAGGAAAUUCUCAAUAUAUACGAUGGAAUUCCAUAUACAGUUCACAAUGUCUUCUUCUUCUCCUUCUUCUUCUUCUUCUUCUUCGACUAAUCCCUUUGUGACGCUUCCAUUAAGAAACUACCAUCGGGUUAUGGUUUUCCUAUCAUACUAAAUUCAAAGAAUUGAUUGCUUAUUACGGUGAUCAAGGUCCAGAUGAGUUAUUCAGGAGUCAAAUUCUCAACUCUAAAUCUACAGUUUUGAAAACCAAGAUGAAAUCCGUUAGCUUGACAAUCUGCGAAGAUUAUGUGGUGCUUGUCCUCGACGCCAUUAGUUUUCCAAUCCUCUUCGACACAUCUAAGAUCAAGAAGAUAACCUGUUCUGAUGAUUUCUUCUCCAGUUUGGCCUUCACUGGCCGUUAUUGUGUAUGUCAAUAUCUCGAUCCUUCCCAACCUAAUCACUCUUCUUUGACCUUCAUUUCAUCUAUUCUUCAUGCUUGCCAUCAUAAAUUCAUUCCACUAUUCCGUAGUUGCUUGGAUGACCUUUUCACCAACUUAGAAACAGAAUUAGUAGGGUCAACAAAUAAAGGCCACGUAGACUUCAUUUCACUCAACGAUCGCAUGUGUUUUGACUUUGUGUUUCGAUUGUUCUGUGAUGAUAAGAGUCCUUCUGACACCGCUAUCGGGUCUGAAGGGCCUGAACUUGUUGACAAAUGGCAAAACUAUGACAUGGCUAUGCUACAACCAUUUGGGUUUGUUAAUUUUUAUUUUACAGGGUUGAGGAAGGUUCCACGCUUUCUAAAAGAUUUUGCUAGGAACAUGAACUUGAUACCUAACUCCUUCUUUACAUCUAAUUAUAAUAAGCUUUGUGAUGCUUUUGAAGUUCAUGCCAAGCCAACACUAGAUGAAGCUGUGAGGAUGGGGAUUAAACGAGACGAAGCUUGCCAUAACUUAGUUUUUUUUUGCUUGUUCAAUGCCCAUGGUGGCUUCAAGGCUUGGUUCCCAGCACUGAUCAUAUGGGUUGGGUUAGCUGGCAAGGAAGUGCACAAACAAUUGGCAAACGAAAUCAGGACUGUUGUUAACUCUACAAAUAGACGUGAGACCGAUGAUCCAACCGUGGAAAAUAAGCAAUGCCCGGGAAAGGAUAUGGCGGUGAUGUUGUCUAAGGUCAUGUUGGUGGAACUCUUAUUACGUUACGACACGUUUGCUGUAGUUGAUGAUCGUUCGCCUAUUUGGAUGGGAUCUUCAUGUACAAUCAAGUGGGUGAGUCGGUCAAGUAAAAAUUUAAUACAGGGGGUAUUUGGGAAGAUAGCUCAGUUAGAGUAGUCAAUUGAAAAAUAAAUAAAAUAAGUUAAAAUAAUUAAUAAGA
Messenger RNA from Camellia sinensis, 1355 nucleotides. The record is from RefSeq and is a predicted model, not a curated record. Lineage: Eukaryota; Viridiplantae; Streptophyta; Magnoliopsida; Ericales; Theaceae.